AUGGCAACAUCCAAGGUAAGCUUGAAGUUUCUUAUAGAUAAAAAGGGCCACAAGGUUAUUUUUGCAGAAGCAGGAAAAGAUUUUGUUGAUUUCCUUCUAUACCUCCUCAAUCUCCCUUUAGGGACUGUUAUUAGGCUCUUAACAGAGCAAGACAUGGUGGGUUGCCUAGGGAACCUGUAUAAGAGCUUUAACGAACUCGAUGAAUCUUACAUAAGAACAAGCCAAAUCAGAGAAUCCAUUUUGAAGCCAACAGUUUCCAUCUCCCCCACUGAAAUACCUCUCUUAUUGUUAAGUGAUGAACUCCCUUCGAAACUAUACAGAUGUCAAUAUUGUAACAAAAAUGUGGCAAAGGAGCCAAAUGUGGCUUGUUCUAGUUGCAGCGCUAGAGGACAUGGCAGAUGGAACGUGCUUUCUAAUGAGAAGGGUUUUGUGAAGGGUGUGGUCACUUACAUGGUGAUGGACAAUCUGGAGGUGAGCCCUAUGUCUUCCAUAUCAAGCAUUACUUUGCUCAACCAGUUCAAGAUCCAGGAUUUAAGUGUACUUGAAGAAAGGGUGGUUGAUUUAGGCAUGGAUGAGGCUUUAAAGCUUCUCAAGGAACCUUUGCAGUCCAAUACAGUUCUUACAAGAGUCUUUCUUGGAACCAUGAAGAAAUUGGGAUGUUACAAAUGUGUUUUUGUUUUCUUUAAAGCUUGGAAUUAG
Messenger RNA from Hevea brasiliensis (rubber tree), 699 nucleotides. RefSeq lists its product as uncharacterized. The coding region runs from base 1 to 699 and encodes 232 amino acids. The transcript has 2 exons. The record is from RefSeq and is a predicted model, not a curated record. NCBI's taxonomy places the organism in Eukaryota, Viridiplantae, Streptophyta, Magnoliopsida, Malpighiales, Euphorbiaceae.